This is a messenger RNA of Lachancea fermentati, 822 nucleotides long. NCBI's taxonomy places the organism in Eukaryota, Fungi, Ascomycota, Saccharomycetes, Saccharomycetales, Saccharomycetaceae. The record is from the annotation of a GenBank genome assembly.
AUGGCAGAAUCUAAAGAAGAGCAGUAUGUACACCAGGUGUACAAUGAAAUCGCUCCUCAUUUCUCGCAAACUAGGUACAAGCCUUGGCCUGUAGUUACCGACUUCUUGCUAAAGAGACCACUUGGAUCCAUCGGCAUCGAUGUGGGAUGUGGUAACGGGAAGUACCUUAAUAUCAAUCCAAACAUAUACAUUCUGGGGUCAGACAGAUCAUCAGGGUUGAUCGAAUGCGCACACGAGCUCAAUUCGCAUUACAAUUUGAUAGUAGCUGAUGGUAUGCACCUUCCCCAUAGAGACAAGACUUUCGACUUUGCCAUCUCGAUUGCCGUAGUGCACCACUGGUCCACACGUGGAAGGCGUGUAGAAGCGAUCGAACAUAUUCUGAGCAAGCUACGCGAUGGUGGCGAGGCUCUCAUCUACUGCUGGGCCCUAGAACAAGCUGAGAGUCGGAGAGGUUACCAUGAGGGUAUGCAGCAGGAUGUGCUUGUGCCGUGGGUUCUACAAGACAAGCAGGAGAAACCUAUAGAGCGUAAGACUAAAAAUUCGCAGGAAAAACUAGAUCUCAAUGGCAUUGAACCUCAACAAAGAGCGGCAUUCAUCGCUAAGUGGAAAGCAGAACAGGAGGCGAAGAGAAAGCAGGAAGAAAUCGAUGCCGAAGCUGAAAGAAAGAGACUCGAAGAAGAACGAGAGAAAAAUACCAAGUAUAGGUACUACCAUUUGUAUCGGAAGGGCGAGCUAGAAGAAGAUUGCAUCAACGCCGGGGGAGAGGUAAUCGGUAAUGGCUACGAGAAAGAUAACUGGUAUGUAAUAGUUAAGAAGAAAUAA